This is a messenger RNA of Sciurus carolinensis (gray squirrel), 1844 nucleotides long. Its product is annotated as cadherin-8-like. Gene Ontology annotation, cellular component: plasma membrane; adherens junction; axon terminus. Gene Ontology annotation, molecular function: cadherin binding; calcium ion binding. Gene Ontology annotation, biological process: synaptic transmission, glutamatergic; calcium-dependent cell-cell adhesion; adherens junction organization. Lineage: Eukaryota; Metazoa; Chordata; Mammalia; Rodentia; Sciuridae. The record is from RefSeq and is a predicted model, not a curated record.
AUGGCAACUGCCGCAGCUGCUGUGACUGUGGGCUCUACUGCCAGGCACAUGCUGCACCAUGCCAUCACUGGGGGCUUCAGUGGGAGGAGUCACGCAGAGCCCUCACCGCCUGCCCUUAUUUACCAGGAGCCUCAGGGAGCACAGCCUGCAGAGCAGCAUCAGCAUAAGUUUGGCCCUCGCUUCCAUGAGAUAAGACAUUUUUGGAGCGUGCACAGAGCUGGGGUGAAAUUAAGCUCUGCAGCAUUGGUCAAAUUGCCAGGUUGCCAAGCUGUGUAUCAGGUCUGCUACUCCCUGCUGAGAAGGGGCCGCAGAAUUGUGGAGCAGCGGAGUAGCAGUAGAGGUGGGUUGGAGGCAGGAGGAGACCUGCAGAGCCUGCCACGCUUGUCUGGGCCUGAGGCAGAGCUGGCCAGCACUGAGCCUCUGGACUUUGAGACCAAGAAAUCCUAUACUCUGAAGGUAGAGGCAGCCAAUGUCCAUAUUGACCCGCGUUUCAGCAGCAGGGGGCCCUUUAAAGAUACAGCAACGGUUAAAAUUGUCGUGGAGGAUGCAGAUGAGCCUCCUGUCUUCUCUUCACCGACUUACCUCCUGGAAGUUCAUGAAAAUGCUGCUCUGAACUCCGUGAUUGGGCAAGUGACUGCUCGUGACCCUGAUAUCACAUCCAGUCCUAUAAGGUUUUCCAUCGACCGUCACACUGACCUGGAGAGGCAGUUCAACAUUAAUGCAGAUGAUGGGAAAAUCACUCUGGCAACACCACUUGACAGAGAAUUAAGUGUGUGGCAUAACAUAACCAUCAUUGCAACUGAAAUUAGGAACCACAGUCAGAUAUCACGAGUACCUGUUGCUAUUAAAGUGCUGGAUGUCAAUGACAACGCCCCUGAAUUCGCAUCCGAAUAUGAGGCAUUUUUAUGUGAAAAUGGAAAACCCGGCCAAGUCAUUCAAACAGUGAGCGCCAUGGACAAAGAUGAUCCUAAAAAUGGACAUUAUUUCUUAUACAGUCUCCUGCCAGAAAUGGUCAACAAUCCAAAUUUUACCAUCAAGAAAAAUGAAGAUAAUUCCCUCAGCAUUUUGGCAAAGCAUAAUGGAUUCAACCGCCAGAAACAAGAAGUCUAUCUUUUACCAAUCAUAAUCAGUGACAGUGGGAAUCCUCCACUGAGCAGUACCAGCACCCUAACGAUCCGGGUCUGUGGCUGCAGCAAUGAUGGCGUUGUCCAGUCUUGUAAUGUUGAAGCUUAUGUCCUUCCGAUUGGACUCAGUAUGGGCGCCUUAAUUGCCAUAUUAGCAUGCAUCAUUUUGCUGCUAGUCAUUGUGGUGCUGUUCGUAACUCUGAGGCGACAUAAAAACGAGCCGUUAAUUAUCAAAGACGAUGAAGACGUUCGAGAAAACAUCAUCCGCUAUGACGACGAAGGAGGCGGGGAGGAGGACACAGAGGCUUUUGACAUUGCAACUUUACAAAACCCAGAUGGAAUUAAUGGAUUUUUACCCCGUAAGGAUAUUAAACCAGAUUUGCAGUUCAUGCCAAGGCAAGGGCUUGCUCCAGUUCCAAAUGGUGUUGAUGUCGAUGAAUUUAUAAAUGUAAGGCUGCAUGAGGCAGAUAAUGACCCUACGGCCCCACCAUAUGACUCCAUUCAGAUUUAUGGCUAUGAAGGCCGAGGGUCUGUGGCUGGCUCCCUCAGCUCCUUGGAGUCUACCACAUCAGACUCAGACCAGAAUUUUGACUACCUCAGUGACUGGGGUCCCCGCUUUAAGAGACUGGGAGAACUCUACUCUGUUGGUGAAAGUGACAAAGAAACUUGACAGUGGAUUAUAAAAAAAAAAAAAAAAAAAAAAAAAAAAUUCAGUGGAAC